CGUGAGUUGCAUUCAUAUAUCGAUGAGGAUCAUGAUCACUCAUCGCGGAUAUGUACUCAUCAGCACUUGCAUGCAUCCGAUUCGCUACCUUCGUUGCACCUCUGCCCGAACCGGCCUCUCUUUGUCUGUGCACGAUGUGGCUUUUCCAAUACGCUCAUUCCUAUGUGUCUCUGGUGUGCAUGGAGUUCCGCGGCGGCAAAGAAAGAGUUCGAGGAGAGGUUGCCAAGACCGCGAAGAAUAACUGCACCAUCAAAGAGGGUCUCGGCUGAUUCCACAAUUUCGAGCGCUGGGCCUGUGACUCCUCAAGGUGACCUCAUGUUCUGUAUAGAAAGCCUUCAGGUACCCGGAAUUACGGCAGUAUUGGACUCGUGUGACAGCGAGCUCGCAUGUUCACGCAAGCCUGAUGUCGUGCGGAUAGGCGUGGAUGAUAUUCACAACGAUGAAGUCGAUUCCCAGGGAGAUGGCGGCGACGUGCUUCACGACGUCACCACAGCAACACCGAUUUUGCCAUUGUGCCGUUCGACGGCUCCCGCCAGCGUGAAGCAGAAGCUUCUGGGUGGGCUAUACAAACACGAAACUGUGAAGAAACAGUCGAUACGGCAUCGUCGAAAACUACCCGCUCUUUUUCUUGCAACGUCAUCAUCUGCGCAUGCGCGCAGUACACUUCACGACAAAUCACUCAUGAUACAAGGAACGACUUCACACUCGAAUAGUAGUUCCGUUUUAAUCGAUGCAGCUCACGCCGCUGGCGGCGAUGUAUACCCCGAUUGUGUCUCUCACGCUCGCGCUCUUUCCUCCGCCAUAUCAUUGUCAGAAUCUUCCCCGAAGCUACGGAGGAAGAAAGGCGUGCCAUCACUCAAACGCAUGUCCUCACUCUCAUGUCGGUCGAGAUCACAGCAGUCUUCCCCCGCAUUUGAUGAUCGUGCUGAAUCACGCGCGUCACAUACAAUGCAUGUAGCACCAGCACCUUCUCCUGCGCCGAGCGCGGAAAUUCCCGUCCGAAUCGGCCACCCUAGCCGGCCAUAUUAUACUGUCAUUCGGAAAAACAUGUCUCGACCUAGUACUCCUGGGCUUCCCAGCUCCCUCCCUCGCACGCCCUCCCCCAUCCCAUCUGAUUACGAUUAUGCACCACGCGGCACGAGAUCUCUUGACUGUGGGGAGCGUGUACCAGUGCAGUUCGGCCGAGAUUCACGGCCUAUGUCGAUGAUUCUCCCUGGACAAGCGAUACCUGUGAACGUGUACUCUGGGUUCUCAUUAAGCGGCGAGACGGAGAUGCGGAUGAACUUAGCGAGGUGGCGAAAGGAAGAUGGACCUGAUGAGCCAGGGGACUACCUAUUCAAGGAGACAGGACACCGCGGAAAAGGGAUAAAAGGUAGAGUGAGGAAGCUCGGGAAGGGCUUGCGAGAUCUAGUGCUCGGCCGAUCAUGAUGUAUGUACGAACAGCUGUAAGAACAGAUCAUGUCACGAUAUAUGUACCCAUCCUGCACACCACAGCGGCACGUGGUCGUUUUUAUUUAUUCAUGUGACACCACGUCACGAAUAUAAUUGAAACCAUC
Suillus discolor is the source of this 1556-nucleotide messenger RNA. RefSeq lists its product as uncharacterized. Lineage: Eukaryota; Fungi; Basidiomycota; Agaricomycetes; Boletales; Suillaceae. The record is from RefSeq and is a predicted model, not a curated record. The transcript is spliced from 3 exons. Bases 163 to 1428 code for a protein of 421 amino acids.